Molecule: messenger RNA, 3695 nt
Organism: Danaus plexippus (monarch butterfly)
Lineage: Eukaryota; Metazoa; Arthropoda; Insecta; Lepidoptera; Nymphalidae
Gene: Cp110
Exons: 6
Coding region: 464-3001 (845 amino acids)
Biological process (GO): centrosome duplication; centriole replication; regulation of cytokinesis
Cellular component (GO): centriole
Molecular function (GO): protein binding
Source: RefSeq, a predicted model, not a curated record
UCGAAAUUCUGUAAGACUAGUUUUUGUAGCAAAAUGUUCGUUAAUUUGGACAGAAAAAUGUAAAAACUGUCGCCCCAAUGUAAAACCGUUACCAGCAUUUAAUUUGAAUGAAAAAUAAGCAAAUAUUUGUCGAAUUUAGGAUUCCACUUUUAAAAGUUUUGAACGGUGUAGAAAAGUUUGGUAAUGUAUUUUAUUUUCGCAUAAAUAAAUUAUAAGAAACUAAAAUAUAUACAAUUAAUGGAGCUUUGUAUCAAUUUUGCAUGGAGAAUAGUUACAUGCUAAAGCGACUAAUAUUAAUCAAGGCCUGACGUAAUCAGCUGACAUCAGAAACAAAUUUUAGCAAUAUAAUUUCGCAGCGGAUGUAAUCACUAACACUUUAAAACUGACGGUGAUUUGCAAGUAAUGUCCUCGUUUAAGUAAGUGCUGAUGAAUUAUCAGCUGCUGAUAAUUUAAAAUUGUUACGAUGAACGACCCGUGGGAUGUGAAAUCAGUGCGACAAUCCAACCAGUACAUGUCGUGCAUGAAAUUAAACGGAGUCCCACUCUUGCCGCCCGUUCUUUCUAAAGAAUGUUACUUAGAAAUGCAAUACUACAAGCUGCUUGCCAAAGAGGUUGAGAAAAGGAUUCAAAAGUUAAAGCCCUAUGUAGUGGAAAGUGAUUCCGAGUCCAGUGAGGAUAGAACUGAUGCACCCGAGCUUCCAGAAUCAGAACAAAGUUACGAUGUGUCUCCUGAUGCCAUAGAAUCUGAAUUAAAUAACAUUUCCACCCAUCUAUCAACAGAGAAAUGUCUGGCAGAUUGUAACAUUGUCCGAGUGCAGCCCGUCAGCAACACAUAUGACAAUAUCACUUCCAACUUUUCAAUGGAUUCUGAAAGCGCAUCAUCAAAACUCUCAUCCAAAUACGUCAUAGACUUAAGUUUGAGUAUCAACGAAACUGGUCGGAACAUAGUUGACAGCAUAAAUACUUCAUACACACCUAUUGAGAUACCUGAAAGAGACUGCGAUUAUUCUAAGAAACCUAAAGCAACUGUAGCUGAAGUUAAAGAAGGCAAAUGUCAAGCAGCAGAUCAGAUAAAUUUCAGUGUCAGCAUUAAAGACACACAUAUAGAUGCACUGAAUUUAUGUCAAGACGGCCCUCCCUCUCUGAGUUGUAAGAGUUUCACAGGUUCCCUUAACAACAUUCACACGGAGAGUGUCAAAGAAGCAGAAAUAAAACCACUAAUCAGACAAAGAUCAUACACGGUCUUAAUACCAAGUCCCAUGCUGUUGGCUCAUCUGGAGGUCCAGUCAAUAAAUACAGGGAUGGAUAUAACCUCGAUCUCGAUGAGCGAGUCCAUGUCGAACAUUAGUAACACUAAGAAAAGGAGGAGCUGGGAUCUAGAAACAGCCAAAGUAAAAUGGUCCUCUAUGGCCUUGGAACUGAAAGAAAAAAAUUUAACUAAUAAAAAUAAAGCUGCAAACCCUCGGAGCGUUUCAUCGAAACCUGUCUCUAAGAAAGUGUCGCAGGCCACUCCGCAAAGACCGAGGUCAUUGGCGCAGGAAAGAAUAAAACGAAGCCCUCCCAAGGCAACCAACAAGUCUGAGCCAGCCCAAAAACCGAGGAACUCGUCUAGUCCGGUUAGGAACACUCCUUUACAAAAACCUGCACAAUUAAUAAUUCCAAAUAAAGUUCCACAAAAAACUGAAGUAGAAACACCCAAUAAUGCUGAUACAUCAGAAUCAGACCCCGCGACUCGGGUCAGAGAACUCUAUGAUAAGAUACAGAAACAGCAGCUCAUACAGAUGGCGAACCUCGUCGAGAAACAGAAGAAGGAACAAAUGUUACUUCAACAGGUCUUUGAAGAACAAAACAAUUUGUUGUUCACGCAACUGAAAACGAUAUGUCCGAAGUCUCCGAUAGAUGUCAAAGAAGCCUGGGUCGAUCACAGUAAAGAAGACGGCAGCCGCGGGCCGGUCAGCCUGAGUCAGCUGAUGAACCAGAAGCAGCCAGAGAUAUCACACGGCAGUCCAGUGCCAUCCACAUUGAUAGAAACCAAUAACUACAUCAACUACUGUGACAGCGUGCUCAAGAAAUCGAGAGACAUAAAAGGGAGCAUCAAAAAGGCCGAAGACAAGGACGUCGGCAAGGGUCCGUCGUGUCAGCAGGUUCAACGACCCCGGGCAUGUUCCCCGACCCGCAGGAACACUCCCACAUCAAGAAAACUCACGUACGAUAACAGUGCCUCCUCCGACAGAGACAAAGAUCAGCUAACGGACCGCACCAACGACACCAUGGCUGACAUACUGAACGUCACCUUCCCUUCAGACUACAGCGAUGAGUGUCCGCCCUGUCUGCAACACACGGCUACCACCUGCUCGGAGACCAUCGCGACCAGGAGCACAACCGGCUCGUGUAGGUCCACCGAUAAAGCGAUCAGGAGUAUGGAACAAACGAUUCAGAAUUCCAUCAACAGUAUGUCCGGCAGACGAAAGACACACCAGUGGCGAGAGCCGACGCCUCAGGAGCGGAUGGCAGCUACAAAGAUAGUGUCGUAUGCUAAAGGCUACCUAGUCCGUCGUUUGAUGAGCACGGAGCGCGUCCAGGCCACCGUGCAGACAAUCAAGGACGCGCUGCUGUGCGCCCUCCAGCUGCACCAGGAGCGGGAGGGCAUCCGUGGGGCGGAUGUAGACCUACACCGGCGACUCAUACAGCAGAUAACAGCUGCGUGUUACUCCCUGCACGACACCUUCAUCACCAGCUCGUCGUCGGAGCGCUGCGCUCUGAUCGCCGCGGACCGCAGCCGGCGCCGCUCGCUGGCCGCCCGCCUUCCCACCCCCACCCCCACCCCCCCACACAGACAUCGACACACGGACGUUAUGUCACAAAGUCACAGCGGCGCCUUCCCGUCGCGCCUCAAGCGCCAGCCUCCGUCGAUAAUGACUCAAUCCAGUUAUGAGACAUUUAGCUGCGACAAGAGCGUACGGCGCUACAUGCCGAGCCCGCGGCGUCGUCCGUGGCGCUGAUCAGAAACAACCUCGCAUACAAACCGACAUAACAUACAGAGCACAGCAAAGAGAAAGUGACUUGAAAUAUACUUGUAUGUAGAGUAAUGUUUACCCGCGAACACAAUAAUAACGAACUAUUUAAUGUGUCGACGUUGUUUUAUAUCGGCGUGACAGUCAUUGACAGACAAAAGAAGACGCUCGGCCUGCGGCCCCACUCAUGACCGAUAACUCAACUCAUAUCAGAAUUUUUUUUAUAAUGACUAACAUGUACAACGGCAAACGAGUUCAAAUCUAUUUUUGUUCAACAAGGAUUACACAGAAAUCAAAAAUAAUGAUUAUUAAUAAUAUUUAAGCAACUGUCUCGACAGCUACUGACCCCUCACGGCGACCUACAGUAAGGUAGUGCUAAGUAUAUUAAGGUUGUAUCUCGGCCUCCACAGCUCUGGUGCAUAGUCUAACAUUACCGAGGUUUUUUACUAGCUUUAUAUUUAUGGAAGGCUGAUAUUGUUUUUUUUUCAACUAUUUAUUAACAGCCGGUGGUUCUCUUAUAUUGUAAAACAUUUAAACUGUAUCUCGUAUCAGACGAAACGUUAUCAAGUUUCACCCGGUACUGCUUUUACUUUUUUAUAAUUACGCUUUUAAUAUUUUACACGAACGCUCUAGUACUAAGGUAAUAUUUAUACGGAAGGUAAAUAAAAAAACAUUGAAUCGA